Molecule: messenger RNA, 2030 nt
Organism: Homarus americanus (American lobster)
Lineage: Eukaryota; Metazoa; Arthropoda; Malacostraca; Decapoda; Nephropidae
Product: tRNA-specific adenosine deaminase 2-like
Exons: 1
Coding region: 1-552 (183 amino acids)
Biological process (GO): tRNA wobble adenosine to inosine editing
Cellular component (GO): nucleus; cytoplasm
Molecular function (GO): tRNA-specific adenosine-34 deaminase activity
Source: RefSeq, a predicted model, not a curated record
AUGAACAAGUGUCUUUGUUUGGUAAAUGCUGUAUUCAAAAUGACUAAUCAGCAAAAAGAACAGUGGAUGGUUGAAGCUUUUAGCCAAGCAAGAGAGGCAUUAACUGCCGGGGAGGUGCCGGUAGGCUGUGUGUUUGUUUACAAUAAUGAGAUUGUUGGCAGAGGUCGAAACACGGUCAACGAAACCCAUAAUGCCACCAGACAUGCUGAAAUGAACUGUGUCGAUCGAGUACUGGAGUGGUGCACGGUUCAUCAGUUAGAUUACAAGACUGUUUUUCCUCACGUGAGUGUUUAUGUGACUGUGGAGCCGUGUGGCAUGUGCGCUGAUGCUCUGGGUCAGUUGAGUGUGAAGGACAUCAUAUUUGGUUGCUCAAAUGAUCGCUUUGGUGGAUGUGGGUCUGUUGUUGAUAUACCAAAAUUAUAUAAGUAUCCCAUGAAUUUCCAGAAGGGUGUUCAAGCUGAGGAAGCAAUAGAACUUCUGAAGGAGUUUUACAAAGGAGAGAAUCCUAAUGCUCCAACAGGGAAAGUCAAGAGAAAAGUACCCAAGAAUUAAAGGUACAAUGGCAAGAUGACUGAAGAAAAUAUUUUAGUUUUUAGUGCUUUUUAUCUGUAGUUAAACUUUGAUUCUUCAUGUAUAGCAAAUAAUUUUAAGGUACUUUUAACGUUUAUUUCAACUUUUUAAAGUCGAGGUAAAGAUUGCUCAAUACUGUAUGUCCAUGAAAAUAUCAUCAGACCCGACGACACCUGAAUGUGGGUCUGAUUGGCCUCGUAAUCAUCACUGAUAGAUCUUGUACCCGUAUAUGUUUCUUUAACUGUGAUCUUUUUUAUUGUUAGUUUAAAUCUUUCAUGAACAAGCAAAAGUUUUGCAGAAAUUCAACUUGGGAGGAAAGGAAGUUUCUUGAUGGCCAAAAGAUGUAAAGAUUAUCCCUAUGCAUACUAGAAAAGCUUGUUAAAUGUGAUUUUAAAAUUAUUGGUAUAUAGGUAUUUGUAAGAAAAAGAAGCAUUAGAAUAUCACUUCACAAAGUACACUCGCCCCUCCCCCCCAAAAAGUUUUCGAACAUUGGGCACUGCAGGUUACAGAAUGAGCACUUGGGUUCGUGUCAUGUCGGAAUGGUUGGUAUGUGUGGUGGCGAAGUGACUCAAUAUUUCGUAAUAAUAUAUGUUGCUCAUCCUUAUUGUAUUUACAGGUUAAAAGAAGUAAUUUAAUUUGCAAUAAAACUUCUUCAGAGAGCAAUGAUCAGAUUUCUUGUUCAUUUUGUCAUAUUGUAUGACCCUUAGAGCGUUUGAGAUCUUUUGUGGCGAGUGUACAUUCAGGUACAUACAGUAUAUUAAAAUAAUUUGCUUAUUAUUUAGGACAAGCAAUACAUAAUUAGCUUGCUACUUAAAAUAAUGGCAAAAUAUAAUUGAGGCUUCUGCAGUAGUAAGGCACAAGUGACAUCUCUUUAAAUGUCACUUGUGCCCUUACUACUGCAGUGGCCUAUCUUAUAUUCACACCUCCACUCCUAAGGUGUGUGUUGGUGACCAACAGUGGGAGUUCACUGCAAGAUAUCUGUAUCAAUAGGUUUGUCCUCUGAUUUUUGCCUCUCUGCACUGUACAUUGUUUGCUUUUAUGCUCCUACUCGAGACAUUACCAUCUUGGGUUGUUGGCCAUCUAUUCAUUAGCACAAGAGUUUGACAAUGUCAUCUUCAAAGUUAAUGCUCUCACUACAACUGUUGAGUUAGUUUAAACAGAUUAAUGUAAGUUAAUUAAUAUAACCAUGUUUAUAAUCUUGGAGAAUUUCCUUGAUGAUUCCACACAUGACCGUAAUCUCUAUAAUUAAACCCAUAAUUUGCACAGGAGUGUUUUCACAAAAUAAAUCAACCAGUAAAAUUUCUUAUCUUCAACGUAGUACAGUAGUUAUGAAAAUUUUAGAAAAUAAUGAAACUAUUCACAAUUACUGUACUUCACAUAUGUUGUCAUCUUAUCAUCCACAAAUACUACAGUUGAUAAUGUAAUAAUAAGAAUAAAUAAAAUAGAUCUUUUUUACUGUA